UGGCGGAGAAACACGUUGCGCUUGAGAGAAUACCAGAGACGGGCAAUGAUGCCUAGCUCAAACCGUUAAGUUACCGCACGGUUAGGCAGUGGCGAGGCGCACAUUUUACUCAUCCCGUAUAAGUAAUCGCAUUUUCAGCAAGAAAUGGAGAAGACUAACGAAAUUAACGGACACGCUGUGUCCGAAUGCUCGGCACCUACAAGCAAGAUUCCAGCCAAGAAUGAUCCGAAAACCUUCAAAGAGAAGUUAGUGGGGUUUUUCAGAAGGAAUCUGUUGGUGGUACUGACGGUGUCCGGGGUCCUGGUGGGCGUCGGGCUCGGCAUGAUGGUCCGGAAUAUGAAUCUCACCCGCGCGCAGAUGACUUAUUUUGCUUUUCCCGGAGAAAUGCUUCUGAGGAUGCUGAAGAUGAUUAUCCUCCCGCUGGUGGUGUGCAGCCUUAUCUCGGGCGCUGCCAGUCUGGAUACCCGGUCACUGGGGAAACUGGGUGGGAUCGCAGUGUCAUACUUUUUGGUGACCACUCUCAUCGCCUCGGCUAUCGGCGUGGCGCUUGCAUUUAUCAUCAAACCUGGGGUGGGUGCAGGGGCACUGAACACUAAUAACCUAGGGCUGGAGACCGUUUCUGCCAACAAAGAAACCACCGACUCCUUUUUAGAUCUCGCCAGGAACUUGUUUCCAGCAAACUUGGUCGCUGCAGCUUUUCGUUCUUACGCCACAGAUUACAGAAUGAUUGCCGUGGGAAACAACACAAAUGGAACCCUCAUCUACCAAAAGGUUCCAGUAGGCACAGAAACCGAGGGCAUGAACAUCCUGGGCCUGGUUCUGUUCGCCAUGGUGUUCGGUGUGGCUCUGAGGAAGUUGGGGACUGAGGGGGAGGAGCUUAUACGCUUCUUCAAUGCCUUCAACGAAGCCACAAUGGUCCUCGUCUCCUGGAUCAUGUGGUAUGUGCCCGUUGGCAUCAUGUUCCUGGUGGGCAGUAAGAUUGUGGAGAUGGAAGAUGUGGUCCUCCUGGUCACCAGUCUGGGGAAGUACAUCUUCGCCUCCAUCCUGGGACACAUCAUCCAUGGCGGCAUUAUCCUGCCCCUUAUUUAUUUUGCGUUCACCCGCAAAAACCCCUUCAGCUUCCUGUCUGGCCUCAUCACCCCUCUCACCACAGCCUUCGCCACCUGCUCCAGCUCAGCGACCCUGCCCUCCAUGAUGAAGUGUGUGGAGGAGAACAACGGUGUGGACAAAAGGAUCAGCCGCUUCAUCCUGCCCAUUGGAGCCACGGUCAACAUGGACGGAGCCGCCAUCUUCCAGUGCAUCGCCGCCGUCUUCAUCGCGCAGCUCAACAACGCUGAGCUCAACGCUGGGCAGAUCUUUACAAUCCUCGUUACGGCCACAGCAUCCAGUGUUGGGGCGGCUGGCAUCCCGGCUGGGGGGAUAAUCACCAUCGCCAUCAUCCUGGAGGCCAUCGGCCUCCCCACCAACGACCUGUCUCUCAUGCUGGCUGUUGACUGGAUCGUAGACCGCACAACCACGGUGGUAAACGUGGAGGGUGACGCUCUGGGGGCAGGGAUCCUUCACCACAUUAACGAGAAGGAGAUGAAGAAGCAGAGGCAGCAGGAGAAAAAGGAGGAGGAGGAGGAGCUAGCGGAGGUGAGGGUGGAGGCAGUGGCCAACGUGUCGGCUGAGGAGGAGACAUCCCCGCUCGUGACACACCAGAACCAGGCGGGCGAGGUCUCCCCCAGUGCCUCAGAAGUGAAGGAAGCCAUGGAGUCUGCCCUUUGAACUUGGAGAGAUCCACUCUCACCCGCGUCAAAAAUACCACUACUGGCAUCCAAACGACAUGACCUGUCUUUACCUCUGAGGAUAAAUGAAGUUGCACCUCUUGAAAAAAAAUGCCAUUCUGUAGAUGCAAUAUGUAAGGGUUGUUAUGUUGCUAGGUUUGUAUUAGGGUUAGGCACACAAUCCUGUUGAAAGCUCUAAUUUCUUAGUAGGCUGUGGAAUUGCCAUUUAUUUUAUCUGUUUGAUUCCUCGUGUUUCAUUUCCCUGUUACAGAAAGAAACUUUUGACUUGGCAUCAAAAUUUUGGGUGACAGUUUUAAGACUGUCCCCUACAUGUCCCCUACAUGUAUGAAAUGAACGAUUAGAGGUUAUGAGACAGGUAGUGAGGAACAUUAUUUACAGACUGACCUGCUGUCUUGUUUGUCCACAGUGUUUUAACUUGGCAUGUAAAAUAUUAACCAAUUUGCAGAUUGGUAAUGCUGUAAAUAUUUGUGAAGUUAGGUAUCUUUCUUAUCUAUGUAUAAUGUGACACACUGGCAUUACUUGUUAUACAAUUGUGAUUUGAUAGGGGCCAAGCAGGUCGUUAUUUGUUUAUUCGUUUGAUGUUUGAUUGGACUCUACACAGACAACAUUUUUUAUGAGUGUAAUGUGAAACGUGUUGUUAGUAACACUCCAGUCAACUCAAGUGUGUUAAAUGCAUAAACCAACAAGGGCUGGCCCUAGGUUUUUUAUGCAGGUUUUCACAACACAUGUAACAGCUGUGAUGGUCUCUGAACUCGACAGGGAAAUGCGUUGUGCUAAAUACUCCAAUGGCAUCUGAGCUCUGUGGUUUUACUUUCUGCAGCAGGUAACAUCUGUGUAUUUGGGAGAAAAACCUUGCAGAGUUGUGCAGCUUUAAAUUUUCAUACAGUGGAUGUUUCUUUAAAGAAUUCCAGUCAUUGACAACUGGUCAGUGUCUCUCAGGACUUUUGACCUUAUCAAAAUCAAAAAUACACCCACAGACAGAUCCCUGUACUUCCCGGUAUAUUCCCCACAAUUAUAGUAUUAUAAGUAUUUAAAUUCAAUUUCCCUGCCUCUUUCAAUGAUUGGUUUCUUGGACUUCUGUUUAAACAUGUAGUGUGAUGCCACCUACAGGUGAAAAGGCUUCAUGUUAAAGAUAAAAAUUGAGAUUGUUUUUGAAAAAGAAAAAUGCCAAAGUAUUGGCUACUGGAAGAGAAUUUCCUGCUCUUGGUUAGUGCCACAUAUUUUGCAUAUGAUGUUUGUUUAUGCAGAUUACAUCUACAUUUCAAAAGAAAUUAUUGAGAAGAUAUAGAUAUAGAUGAAAUUAUUGAGAAGAUAUAGAUGCUAAAAUAAUAGCAUAUGACCAUCUUUUUACAAAAUCAAGCAGCAAACAACACAGAAAUAUUCAGUGCAUGUUGAAAUGUUUGAAAUCCUGGUUAUUUAUCAAGUCACUUUCCCAUAUACAUAGAGGAAAUGUGUAAAUAUGACAUCCUGUAUUCCCCAACCUUCAUUUGAAGAGUGUGUGUUGCCAAGGACAUUGUUUUGGUUGGAUAAAGAAUGCAUGACAACUUUAAAGCCAGUUUUCUUUCCUUCGUGUUUUAGUGCUUGUAUGUGCUGAAAUGAGUGAAAAAGGGAAAAUGUUUAAUAAAAUAUAGAUCUUCAAGACAGAUUUAUUUGUUGGAGUUUGCAGAUAUGGCACAUACAUAAAUCUGUGAUGAUGCUACUGUGGGAUAUUUUGUGACAGUCCUGUAUAAUUUCAUGACAGAAUGCAAAACCAUUUGACCCAAAUGAAGCUAGAGAAUGAUGUGUUGAAUGUAUUGGAAAGGCAG
This is a messenger RNA of Megalops cyprinoides (Indo-Pacific tarpon), 3592 nucleotides long. It is a transcript of the gene slc1a4, whose product is annotated as solute carrier family 1 member 4. Gene Ontology annotation, molecular function: L-alanine transmembrane transporter activity; symporter activity; L-serine transmembrane transporter activity. The transcript is spliced from 8 exons. Bases 145 to 1767 code for a protein of 540 amino acids. Gene Ontology annotation, biological process: L-glutamate transmembrane transport; L-serine transport. Lineage: Eukaryota; Metazoa; Chordata; Actinopteri; Elopiformes; Megalopidae. Gene Ontology annotation, cellular component: plasma membrane. The record is from RefSeq and is a predicted model, not a curated record.